UUCAGAGAAGCUAAGACCCGCAUAAGGCUUGCAAGGGAUAAGCAAGAGACAGACAGGAAGGAAAGGGCUAACAUGAAGGAGCUUGCUAAAGCUAAUAAGCUAUACAAUAAGACGAUUGCGCACGAGAAGCGUUAUGCGCGUGCAGGAGAGAAGGUAGAGCACAAACAGCUAAGUGCAGACAAGACUAAGGAAGUCGCUGAACGCAAGCCUUCAUUAGGCAAGCGCAAGGCUCUGGAGAAAGUAGCUCCAAGGAAUAAGCACAAGUAUAGUGCUAGCAAUGAUGUAGGUGGUGCCUCGCGCCUAGCGCGUACGCCAACACCUCUACACUAA
Molecule: messenger RNA, 330 nt
Organism: Didymella exigua CBS 183.55
Lineage: Eukaryota; Fungi; Ascomycota; Dothideomycetes; Pleosporales; Didymellaceae
Exons: 2
Source: RefSeq, a predicted model, not a curated record